CAUUGCAAAUAUUUAGGGCUUGGGCAUGGAGGAAGCCCGGCAGGCGCUGGGCGAUGGUCGAUUCCCCGACGCUGUCAAGCUCUGCAAGCAGCUACUCAAGCAUGAUCGCCGCAACUACGAUGGAUUCGUGGUCCUCGGCCUGGCGCUCGUCCGCAGCUCGCAGCAUCUGGAUCAGGCCGAAAUGUCGCUCAAGAAGGCCAUCUCUCUCGAUCCAUCCGCAUUGCCGGCGUACCAGGCUAUGGUCGAGCUGCGGGAAUCGAUGGGAAGCUCACCAGAUUUGCUCGCCGAAUCGAUCCAAGCAGCUCUGGAUGUGGCCAGGGCGCGGAACCAGAGUGCGCUUGCGGCGGAUUUGAUGCGGAAGCUUGCACGGACAUUCUCAGCUGGACACAAGCACGAUCAAGCGAAAGCUGCUUGGGGCCAAGUUCUCGACAUGGAAGUAAGUCGAGAGCAACGGGUUGAGGCCCUCUCUGGAAUUGUGGACGCGCACAUAGCAGCUGGCAAAGGAGCGAAAGAAUGCGAAGCAACUGGAGAGGAAGAAACACAAGCUAUGGUGUCACACCUUGAAGAGCUUGUCUCCAUGCUACCUUACGUUGAGAUCUACCGGGAACUUUUGUUGGCACUUCUUGCUUGCAAAGCUCGUCGAGGGGAGCAAACGAAAAAGGAUCUCUUGAAGCACUCCCGAGAAAUGCUAUCAACUUGUCCCUCGACAAUGGCGGCCGAUGUGCUUGUGACCAUGGCUGAAGAGGACGAUGCGGAAGAACUUUUCGAGGAUUUUGAAACGGGAGAAGCGAGCUUUCGUGUCUGGAUCGGAAAGCACGUUGCUCAUCUAUAUCCUGGAAGGGGUAUCACACUAGCUUCAUCCAAGUGUAAAACUUCUAGGAAGAUGCUGGCAGAGUGGGAUGUUUCAUGUGACGAAAACUCAAUCUCUGGGUGUCGGAUGCUGGCAAAAGAACUUGUGUCCGAAGGGCUGUUUGAGAAAGCUUCUGAGCGAGUAGGAAAGGGUCUAGCUUCUAUAGCGCUCAAACGAAGGUCAUACGGACUAGUUCUGAAGGCAGCUGAACUGGACCUGCGCCUAGUUCUUGGAGGCUUACUUCUGCUCAAACAGAACCACGACGAGGCUGCUCGUGUGUUUAUGAAUGUCUCGGAGGAGGCCAAGUCCCUGCCGGAACAACGAAGCAGAAUUAUCAUUGGUGAGGCUUUCCAGGGAUUGGUAAAGCUCUCACUUGCUAUGAAGGAAAGGGAUGUCGCAAAGUCCAGGCUUGAUCAAAUUCUGCGACAGGAUCCUAAAGAUCACUGGGCACUUUCUGAGAGAGGUUGGCUCGCUUUCGAAACCAGUUCCUUCAACCAAGCAAAGGCAGACUUGGAGAAUGCUGUUUCUGCAUGCCAGGAAUCUGCUAUUUACCACUACCGUUUGGGACGCGUUUAUUGGGAAACCGAAGACAUGAAGGAGAAAGCAGCACACGAAUUUGUUGAAUCUGCAAAACUUGACCCCAGUCGAGCUGAUACGUUCAUCUACUUGGGCCACUACUACAGAGAGCUUGCAAAAGAUCUUCGAAGGGCAGUUCGCUGCUACCAAAAGGCUGUGGCUUUGGACGCCGAAAAUGAAGCGACGGGAGAAAUGCUUUGUGACAUCCUUGAUCAUGGGGGGCAGUUUUCAAUGGAAAAGAACAUUUGUGAAGAGGCUUCAAAAAAAUCACCUCGUGCAUUUUGGGCAUGGCGGCGUCUUGGAUUUAUUCAGGUAGCGGAACGGAAGUGGUCAGAGGCAAUAUCGAGCACGCAAUAUGGUCUUCGCGGAUAUCCGACUGAUUCCCGCCUUUGGGAGGCUCUAGCACUGUCUUAUAAAAAGCUAGGCAUGCUUACUGCCGCGUCGAAGGCUUUUGGUCGUGCAUUUGACCUUGACAACAGUAGCCUGUUCGCUGCUCUUGAAAUGGGAGCUAUCGACCUUGCCUUGUCCGCAUUUUCUAAGGCCACCCGAGCGUAUCGUGAAGCCUUGCGUAUCUCUCCUGGUGAGCUCAUUGCUAUUCAUGGCCUCGUAUCUUCCUUACUUGGUCAAGCUCGGGAGUGCUUUACUCAGGGUGCGUUUUGGUGGUGUGCUACAAUCUUGAAGGAGGCAAUUGAUUUAGCCAUUGGAAGCAGGUCGAUGUAUGGGCAUUUGGUUGCCAUAUGGAAGCACCUUGGCGAUGCAAGCUUGAUGUACGCGCAGUCGUUGCCUUUUGAAUCAGCAGAUCCGCAGAGAUCUUGGCAAGAGGCUGUUGACUCGUGGUACAGUGAACGAGUAGAUGCUGCGAAUAACGCUGUGCAUGCGUAUCGACGUGCAAUCCAUUUGCUACCAAGCGAAGGGAGUCUGUAUCGUGAUCUUGCAACCGCAAUGGAGUAUACGUUGAAUUUAAAGAAACCUUCCAGACCCUCACAAACAAGAUGGUUCGAAACGGAAAUUAUUGUCUGCUGUGGUUUGCAACACGAUGGAUCGAACGCGGAUAUGUGGGUGUCUCUAGCUCUCGUCACUCAACACAAAGGACUCCGGCAGCAUGCUCUUAUUCAGGCUCUCCGACUUGAUGCAAACCAUGCAAUUGCAUGGGCUUAUCUAGGCCAACUCUAUUUGAGUUUGGGUGAGCAAGUCCUGGCGCAACAAUCAUUCGAUAGAGCUCGAAGUGCAGAUCCAACUUUAUCAUUGCCAUGGGCCGGAAUGGCACUCAUCCAUUAUAAUUUAAGCCAGAGAACUACCUCGAAGGAUCAGGCUUUAGAAGCGUUCGCAAGCUGUUCCUGUGCUGUGCAACUCUCAUGUGCACCUAACGUACAUCUCGGGGUUGGCCAACUAGCGGCGCAGACGCAGGAUCUUGGCCUACCUCAGGUGAAUUUGGCUCUGCAACAUGCAUCUCAAAGACAGCCAUUACAAGCAGCAGCACAUAAUCUGCGAGGGCUGUCAUGUGAGUCCAGAAAGGAUUACAUGCCAGCUGUUGUAGCGUAUAGGAAUUCCCGUUCUGCAGCUACAAAAGCAUUACUAUCUAGUGAGCUUCAGACUCUUAUUACGGCGAAUCUUGCUCGAACUUUAUGCAAGGCUGGAAAUGCAGAGGAUGCAGUUCUGGAGUAUAACAAGCUUCGUGAUUCCAGUUCGUUACAUGACUUGGAUGAUAUCCGAAGCUAUGCUGUCGCAUUAAGGGACUCGGGUCAAGGAGUUCAGGCGGAGGUACUCAUAAAGAAGGCACUAACCACAAGAACACCACAUGACAGCAGAGCACAGUUCGCUGCUAUGCUCGUGCUUCUCUCCAAAUUAACAUACUUCAACCAAGGACCUGUGCCUGGAUUUGACGUUCUAUGGAGUGCUCCUGACAUACUCUUUUCGGACGAAGAACUUUGCUUGACGGCUCUUUCGCUAGCACUCUCUACCUGUAGAACAGAUCGGAUUUCUGCAGCCAUUAGUCGAUGCCGUUAUCUAUUCACUUCAAAGUACGCAGCAGAUGCGUACGUGCUAAUUGCAUCAAUGAACCAGGCUGAGGUAAUUCCGGACAUGAAAAGAGCACUGCAUUGUUACCCCACGAGUGGCAGCUUGAGAGCAAAGCUGGGAGAGAUUAUUCUUUCUCAUGGUUCUCAUGAUCAUGGUUCAACUUCAAACCUGGUGGAACGAUUGUGCAGCAUGAGCUCUCUGAUUUCAGAUGACAGGCUGACGCAGAAGUUGAGUUCGUUGGUUCUUGUUGAUGCUACGGUUGCGUGCGGUCAAUAUGGCACGGAAAUACUCCUUCAGCUGCAGAGGGUGGUUCACCGCGAGCCCUGGAACAUGAAGGCACGAUAUUGCUUGAUACUGGUUUUGCUUGGUGGUGCGCGAAGACAAGGCUUUCCUCGUCAUCUCUGCCAUACUAUACUACGAAUAUCGACAACUACUCUGUACCAUCUCCCUUCUUCCUCUGAUCGUCAGGCUGCCUACAUGCGAAUGCAGAUAGAGCUUUGUGUGUCGGAGAGUGAGCUGAGGCUCGGCAACUACACUUGCGCUCUUGACCGAGCCGUGGCAUCUCUCAACGCCAUCAAGGGGUUCUCAGAUCUCAAUGCGGCUCCUGCGUACCUCCAGCUCGCUCGCUGCUAUCGUCUACUCAACGACUUGUCUCAUUUCGUAAAAGGAGCAGUGGCAGGGUGGCAGCAGCAAACAGAUGUAAAACGAGACAAUGCUCUUUGGCACUUGUCAUUGCUGGAGUUGCAGCUAUGCUGUGGAGUGAUCAAAGAGGACGACAGUGUGUUACUCAGGCUUAGGCAUUCGUUGCAGCAGUCCAAGCAAGGAUGGUUAGCACUUCUCGAAGUGAUGCUAGCGCGCCUCUAUUAUCAAAGGGGUGAGCCAGAGCUAUCAGAGGAUGCUGCAGCCAAUGCAUUGCUAUGGUGGCCAAACAAUCCAGUGCUGUGUCUCUUCCAUGGUGCGGUAUCUUUGGAGCUGGCAAAGUCGGGGAAGGGAGCCAGCUAUGCAUCUAAGGCUGUUUCAAGCCUUGGAAAAGCGGUGCGAGACAAGGGUAGAGAGCUUCCGACAGCAUACGCUCUUCUAGCUCAAGCCGAGUCAAGCGGCAGCAAAGAUGGAUCGAAUCGGGCAGGUGUGGUAAAAAAAUGGGCCAAGCACCUGCGAGCAGCGUUCCUGGCAUGGCCUACGACAGAACAUCCAGUACCAGCAGAGAUGUUUUUCCUCAUGGCUUUACUAUCCAAGCAGCAAGUAGGGGGCGAGCAAGGCGAGAGAUGCCCCGAGGACGAUAGAACUUGGUGGUCAUGGCUACAGGCGGCUGUGCAUUUGAACCCGACAUGUCCAAAGUACUGGACAUUAUUAAAGCAGAUAAAAUAGUUCUUUUUUACGAGUGAUUUUCCACCCUAUGCAGUGUUGUUCUGUACUUCACAGCUACUUUUACCGUGUUUGGCUUCAAUUA
This is a messenger RNA of Selaginella moellendorffii, 4895 nucleotides long. RefSeq names its product tetratricopeptide repeat protein SKI3. NCBI's taxonomy places the organism in Eukaryota, Viridiplantae, Streptophyta, Lycopodiopsida, Selaginellales, Selaginellaceae. Gene Ontology annotation, molecular function: protein binding. The coding region runs from base 26 to 4813 and encodes 1595 amino acids. Gene Ontology annotation, cellular component: Ski complex. The transcript has 27 exons. The record is from RefSeq and is a predicted model, not a curated record.